GUAUAUUUACAGGUUCAAAGGAGUGGGUAGACGAAUGAACAUAUUUUUAUACUCACCCCUACAUCUGUAACAUCAUCCAAUAAAUUGCUAUUCAUGUUAAAUAAUUAGCUUGCCACUACUUUCCUGUUUGAAAAGGAGUAGGAAGAAGUGAAUGCUUGUAUAACCCUAUCCCUUUCUGGUAUUUAGUUAAAAGAUGUAAUUUUGAUAAUAUUUAUAUGGCUUAGUCUAAUUUAAUGUCAGACCAUGAGAAAAUACGUUAACUGUGACUCAGAUAAGACAGAAAACAGAUGUUCUGCGCAUGGUAAAUUAAUUGUGCCCUAUGUUAACUUGUUAGCCAUAAAUACAUUAGGAACAAUGCAAAAAUAUAUAAACAUGGAUGACAUGAAGGAGAUCUAUAUUAGUUGACCUGUGGUGGGGGCUGGAAGUAAUAAAAUCCUAAUUUUUUAAAUCUACAGCUGUAGUCUACAUAAAACACAUUUUUUUAUUUGUUUGUAAAUUAUAACAGAUUUGGAACAUUACAGAACAUUACCCUUCUUAAGAUUAAAGAACGUUAUCAUGGGUCUUUCUAACCUGAACUUCAGAAUACAAACCACUAGGUGGCACUCUGGUGCCAAUAUAGAGUGAUGGUACGUAGAAUAGCGCCUACCGUUGGAAUCGACGCAGGUUGCGGUUUAAACCUAUAACAGUUCGUUUAUCUCCAUAGAAACCAGAGGGGGAAUCGGCGAACGAAUACGUUGCUGGGUGCCAACCGGGCCCUCUCGUUGUGGCUACACUUUGCUCCUACAAGUCUGUUCUAGGUGCUGUAGCUCUGUGGGCGCCUUCCUAUCGGAUGCACUGUGUAAUUAUCAACCCCACGCAGCUCCUUCACUCAGCAGCUGCUCGUUCACGGAAACUGCAGGCGUACGUCGUCCGAGGCGUCUUUUUGUAGUUUGAAGGGCAUGUCACCAGGCUGCAGUUGUAGCCUAUGUAUGUCCUCGGUUAGACACACGGCUUUGGGAGAUGUAGCCUGCCUGGUGAUAAACCUGUGGUCAGCAUCGCUUUAAGCCCACCUACCUGCCUGCGCCUCCUCUCCACCAAUCCACCGACUGAGGAAGGAAAGGAGGAAGGAAAGGAGGAGAGUGAAGAGAUGCCGAUGGUGACUCGGAGGUGGCAGCACAGGAAAGUUCACUGUGUUUCUUUGUAACAGGGAGUGAGUCUUAUAAAUUUUCCACCAAGACCUCGGACUGAACGACCCGUUCCUACAACACAGGGUGUACCCAGCAGAACUGCCGCGGACCUUCGCACAGAAGAACCCGAACAGAAAUGGACCAAAAGACCUUGGGGCAAAUCAAAAGACUAAAAAAGGGGCCAAGAAGCGGAGCAAAGGCUUCAGCCCCAGCUUCAGCUCCAGCUCAAACUGCAGAUACAGAUGGAGCCAACAAUCCCACCACCAGUCAGACUCCCGUUCCUUCCAGGCCUCCGCGGCCCCAGAGAUGUCCCAGGAUUGAGGGAUCUGUAGAUAUUUCUGAACCCACAUUUGAGCCCAAAGCCAAACCCAGAGUUGAACCCAAAACCGAACCCGCUCCACAAACUAACCAGAAUGAGACUAUUCCUGACGGCAGUGUGGUAAGCCAGCCCAAACCCUCUACCCAGACCGUUGCUGACUGCACCGGGCCGAGUGUCAAGGCAGGUCCUAAAGGUCCGGUCAGAGCUGCAUCCGUGCCCCAACCACCUCCCAGCAGACCUGUGCCCUCUCACCUGAACCCGCAUGCGCAGAGAGCCCUGUCCUUGGCGGGCACCGCUGACACCCUGCCUCAGAUUCAGGAUGAGUUCAGGGUGCACAUCAUCACCUGGAACGUGGGUUCUGCCACGCCACCUGAUGACAUCACCACUCUGCUUGGACUGAACGUGGGAGACGGAAACACAGACAUGUACAUCAUAGGGCUGCAGGAGGUGAACUCCAUGAUUAACAAAAGGCUGAAAGAUGUCCUCUUCACAGACCAGUGGAGCGAGGUCUGCAUGGAGAGACUGAGCCCCUUUGGUUAUGUGCUGGUAACAUCCGAGCGAAUGCAGGGCCUGAUACUGCUGGUCUUUGCCAAAUACUUCCAUCUGCCUUUCAUCCGUGGAGUCCAGACAGAGACCACCCGCACAGGACUGGGGGGUUAUUGGGGGAAUAAAGGCGGCAUUAGCGCCCGCAUGACCGUGUUUGGCCACAGCGUCUGCUUCCUCAACUGCCACCUGCCUGCUCACAUAGAAAACCAUGAAGACCGUAUGUACGACUUUGAGAGCAUCUUGCAGCAGCAGCAGUUUGAGGGCCCGGCGGCCACUGGUGUUCUGGAUCACGAUCUUGUGUUCUGGUUUGGGGAUCUUAAUUUCCGCAUUGAAAAAAUGGAUAUCCAAGCUGUGAAAUCAGCGAUCGAGAACAACAAGUACUCCAUGUUGUGGGAGAAGGAUCAGCUAAACAUGACCAAAGACAGUGAGACAGUGUUGGAGGGAUUCCAGGAGGGGCCACUGAAAUUUCCUCCCACCUACAAGUUUGACGUUGGAACAAACACGUACGAUACAAGUGGGAAGAAGCGUACACCAGCUUGGACUGACCGGAUCUUGUGGCGCCUGAGGGUCACGGCACCAGCUGCUCAGAAAGUGGCGAAGCGUGUUUCGGCUUCGGGGUUGACCAACGGGAUCAAAGUGACGCAGCACUUCUACCGAAGCCACAUGGAGUACUUAGUCAGCGACCACAAGCCGGUGUCGUCCAUCUUUACCCUGGAGUUUCCAUACAGGGUGGACAUUCCUCUGGUCACUCUCAUAGUGGAGGAUGAGUGGAAGGAUUACGAAGAAGCAAAGGUGAUAUUCAAACUGAUGCCCAACUAUUCUCGAAGUGCUUGGGACUGGAUUGGAUUGUACAAGGUGGGUUUCAAGCACCAUAAAGAUUACGUGGGAUACAUGUGGGCUAGGCAGGAGGGGGCAAAUAUUUACAGCCAGGAACAUGAGUUAACCUUUACAGAGGAGGAAUUACCCAAAUUCUCAGGAGAUUUUAUCUUGGGUUACUAUAGCAACAACAUGAGCACCAUUGUGGGUGUAACAGAGCCAUUUCAGAUCCAGCUGCCCACUGAGGCCGAAUCAGGCAGCUCUUCAGACAGCUCUGACGUCAGCUCAGAAAAUGACAGCACUGUUGUCAUGAAGUUGAUGACCCGCAGUCCAACUUUACGGCGCAAACACCGCAGUCGCAGCCGCAGCCGCAGGGAAAGCCGGAGCCGCAGCCGUAGUUUUAGCGGCAGUCGUUCAGGGAGUAUCGCUGGCAACCUUUUGAGCAGCCUCUCUAGCAACCUUUUCAGCAACGUUCCUAGCAGCCGCCCUAGCAGCCGCCCUGGCAGCCGCUCUGGCAGCCCCGCCGGCAGCCCCGCCGGCAGCCCUUCCAGCAGCCGCCCCAGCACCCCUACAGAGCUCAGGGUGAUGGAGCUCAGUCUCACUGAUGGCACCGCUGCAGGGAGCAAGAAUACGACACGCCCAGUAGAGGGCAGCCAGAGUCAAGGGGCAACAGACAAAAACAAGGAGUGUUCAGGAAUGUGAUGCAACAAAAGCCCGGCUGUUUUUACAGGUUACAUAACCAACUGUUGUGUCUUUAUUUCAUACAUUCACUGCUCUGUAUGUUUUCUGUGAGGAAAAUAUACAGUUUAUAAUGCCAUCCUUUUCAGAAAUAGUCAUCUGGUUGGUUAAAAUGUUUCUACUUGCCAUUGAGUUGUGCACUUGGCAUAUUGUUUUUUUGUUGGUUUGUUUGUUUUUUGUAUAUCUUUCACUCUGUCCGAUGUUUUCUCUACCUUUGUCCGUUCUCAGGUGUGGACAGUACAGGGAGCUGACAACUUGCAUUUAGAUUUUCUCACAGAUUCAGUUAUAAAGUGACACACACUCCAUCAUCACUUUUCACAACAAUAUUUGAUCUGCCAAGUCGUUGGGUCAGAAUAGUUCAAAUCAAUAACAGAAAUAGAUUUUUAAAAAAGUUAUUUAAUUAUUAUGUAGUAAUUUGACCUUAAGUCCUGAAUCAAAUCUAACUUGUUAGUAGUGCAUUGUAAAAGUAUUUGUACUUCCUGAACUUUUACACAUUUUAUCACAUUAGAACAGCAAACUGCAAUGGGUUUGCUGAGGGAUUCUAAGUAAUAGAUCAACACAAAGUAGUCGAGUAGAAGCAAAAUCAUGUUUUUGUUUUGUUUUUUUUACAAAUACUGUUUUCUAUUACCAUUCCCCAAAACUUUUAUUUUUCACAAACCACAUUUCCAUUUAAUUACACCUGCAACAGUAGUGUUGGAAAAAAUUAGUUUAGCGUUUCUGUAGAUAGCUGGGGAAAUGAUCCAAAUAUGAACUGUAUAUCACACCCAGUUACGAAAUGAUUUCUGAGUCUGGUUUAAGCUUGUAGUUCUGGCUGGUUGCAUAAACUAUAUGUCAUCACUCCAUUGACCUGCGAACCUGGCUUGUCCCUAUGCAAGUCAGUAGAUGCAAGUCUCUGACUGCCUCACUUGCCUCAUCACAUCUGUCUUUUAACAAAACUUGGAGGCUCAGGUGACGCCUUAAUCUUAAUCCCGCGUGGAUUAAAGUGCUGGAAGGUGAACCUCUGCCCCAGUCUCAGGUUUUUUUUUUGUUUUUUUUCAGAAACAAAAAAAAGGUGAACUUUUGGUCUGAUUUGACCAGAGCACCAUCUUUCACAUGUUUUCUGUGUUCCAUACAUUAAUUUUGGCAAACUACUUGUGUCUUUGGGCUUCUUUAAAUAAUGUCUUUAUUUAUUUUCUUACUGCUUUUUGACUUGGUCCAGAUCCUUGGAUUCCACUUCUAAUAGAUUUUCUGUCAACAGAUUUGCCCACCUGAAUGGUGGAUCACAGUCACCACAGGUCUCUUGGCUGCUUCUCUGAUUAAUGGCCUCCAUAUCAGACCUGUUACUCGGUGGAUGGCUUCAAUUUGGUUGCAGUACAGUUUUGCCAUUCUUUGUUCUACUUGUUUUAAACGGUACUUUUUGAAAUUACCAAGACUUCACCAUAAGCUUUCUUAUAACCUAUUUAUGAUGUUCGGGUCUUCAUGACGUUCCAUCAACUUUCACUAGUGAACCUCUAAGGCUAUAAUUUCCCUUCCAACUUGUCUUGGUGUAUCAUGAAAGGUCUCAAUAAAACACCUUAAAUUUGCAUUUACAACAAAAUGUGAAAUAGUUAAAGGGAUAUUAAUACUUUUGCAAGGCACUGUGUAAUCUCACUGCCAGCGUAUAUCACACCACGGUACUAGUGUCUGAAAGCUGCUAAAGCUGCAUGACUUGGCUUGCGAAAAUGGAAAAAUGUUAAACAAAGACUGUUGAGAUGGUUCUUCUGAGUCCUGAGCUUUAUUGCUUUCUGCAGCAAGAACAGCAUAUCAGAUCCCUGUGGACUCUGUGCACUGCUCUGAAGAUUCUGUCUUUUAACAGUUUUCUAUACACACACACAAAAUCACACAAUCCUCAACACACAUUAAAGCACUUUUGAAACCCAUAACCCCUUUGAACAAUCUAUUUUGUCCGGCCUCUCAACACAAAUUAAAGAGUGCAUCAACUCUGUUUUCGCUCUCUGAGCACGUCGUCACGCCGAUGAAAUCACAAUUCACUUAGUUAUCCAACACGUUAAAAGGUCAGCGUGUCAUACUAUUGACUGGUGCAACUUAUUUUUGCAUAGAGAAACGUACACAAUUUCUAUCACACUUGCCUUGUGGUCCAUACUUUGACCCGUCAGUCAUAAAAUAUGCAGGGAGCACUUCAAAUGAUUCUUUUAGAAGAGAUGCAUCCUUCCUGGAUGCAUUAAAAUCAGAGACAGUGGAUCGGAGGCAGUGAUUCAGGAAGCUCUCAGACGCUGAACACAUUCUAGUCUAAAGAAUAAGAGCGUGGGCGCCCUUAAAUAGAUCGCUGUCCAGUCAAUAGCAGGAUGCUGCGGGUGUGGACGGAGGUGUUGGGUGUCACAGCACAGCUGUCCCACCAGAACUGGUUGAGUAACGGCUGACCAUGCCUGAACUACAGAGGUGAUAACUGCAGCAAUACCUGAGCUGAUCCAGUGUGACGCAUUUAUGCGCACACACACACACACUCCUGAGCUUUAUAGGAUUAUUUUUAAAUGUUUUUUUUAAGAGAAGAAAAUUGCAUUGUUUUAAUUGGAUUUUAAGUCUAUGUUAAUAAGAAAUAUUUAAAUCAUGGUUUUUUUUGCUCAAACUCUGAAUAAUCUGGAAUAAUUUUACAAAGGUGGGCAGUAAAUUUGCUGGAUUGACCUGCUGGAGAGAUUCUUAUUGUACCUUUAAGUCCCGUCAAGCAAAGAUGAAAUGCUUAACUGUAACAUGACAGUGGGAGUAAAUAAACUUUCCUUACUGAAUGUUUUAAUUUUUGAAAAUAUGAAAACUUAUAUAUAUAUAUAUAUAUAUAUAUAGUUGAAGCUUUUUUCUUUCUUGCUCAGAUUUUUCCCUCUUUGAUCCUAUUAAUAAGAUGAUGACAACCGUAGUCUCAGUCGUGGUGUUUUCUAGUUACCGUGUGAUCUCUGAUGCACCGUUUUAGACGUGUAACUUUGGGGCUGUUAGAGUAGGACUGUGCUGUGGCCGUAAUUUGUGUAUGUAUGUCUGUAGUUAGUUGUUUAUGUAUGUGUUUUUCUGAAAGUGUGCGAGUGUGUGCUUUGGAGGACGGAUGUGUGUGUGUAUGAGUUACGAGGGCCGUUGAAUGGGACUGGGGCUGUACUUGCAUGGUUUACUGCUGGACAUACCGUACAUUCCGGUACUGUUGUUUUUGUGCCGUAAAGUGCUGUUUUUGACUCCUCUUUGUCAUAUCUGUGACUGUGAAAAUUCUUAGAAAAAUGUGGUAAAGACAGUAUGAAUUUUUGACUUCAAUAUUAAAUGUUAGUGCAAGAAAAAAUAUGGGUAGUUGUACUCGGAUAAAUUUGAGAUUAAAUUAAUCUUUUCAAGUAUUUUCCUGAUUUUUCUUUUUUUUUAAAGGGAUUAAAAGAGCAACCUGCUGGACAUUUCUUUGACAUGAAAAUUAAUUGUCCAGGUUUAGAUCAUUUAGAUGCAUUCAAUACUGCAUUGAUGAAUGGCGACUAUUGUGAAAUCUUUGCUGAAUGCUCCUGUUUUGUAAUUGUGUAGGUUAAAUAUCAAAAAUAUGAAGUAUGUUGAGAACAUACAUAUAUAUAUAAAUAUAUAUACAUGAGAGACAAUCUAUACCAUAAAGAUUAUUUUACUUAAAUUGUGUAUUUAUUUUCUUAUUUAACUUAAAUUCUGCUGGCCAGUUACAGAGCUUUAUUUCAGGGCAAGUGUCCAAAUUAUAUCAGAGAUAAUUUAUUUUAUUUUUACUAUAGAGAUGAUUUCUUUCCAUUUUAGCAAAUUAAAACUCUUCUGUCAUAAGUGUAGAUGGUUUCGUCUACGUGUGUUUAAAUAAUUGUGAUUGAAUGACAACAAAAUUCUUAAAACCUGGAUUGCUGAGCUCUGAAAAUGUUUAAAUUCUGCGAUCAAAGCAUCUCGGAGGUUGUUUAUGAAUUUGUUGCUUUGUUCUCCAAUUACAAAUCUAGUACAACACGAUCAAAAAUAAUAAAUUAUGAUCUUUUGAA
Poecilia reticulata (guppy) is the source of this 7565-nucleotide messenger RNA. RefSeq names its product inositol polyphosphate-5-phosphatase Jb (gene inpp5jb). Gene Ontology annotation, biological process: phosphatidylinositol dephosphorylation; negative regulation of peptidyl-serine phosphorylation. Gene Ontology annotation, cellular component: ruffle; cytoplasm; plasma membrane. The record is from RefSeq and is a predicted model, not a curated record. NCBI's taxonomy places the organism in Eukaryota, Metazoa, Chordata, Actinopteri, Cyprinodontiformes, Poeciliidae. Gene Ontology annotation, molecular function: phosphatidylinositol-3,4,5-trisphosphate 5-phosphatase activity; phosphatidylinositol-4,5-bisphosphate 5-phosphatase activity.